Messenger RNA from Akanthomyces muscarius, 465 nucleotides. RefSeq lists its product as uncharacterized. Gene Ontology annotation, biological process: RNA splicing. Lineage: Eukaryota; Fungi; Ascomycota; Sordariomycetes; Hypocreales; Cordycipitaceae. Bases 1 to 465 code for a protein of 154 amino acids. The record is from RefSeq and is a predicted model, not a curated record. The transcript has 6 exons. Gene Ontology annotation, cellular component: exon-exon junction complex; nucleus.
AUGAGUUCCUCCAAUGAGCCGUUCUACCUGCGAUACUAUUCUGGCCACUCGGGUCGCUUCGGACACGAGUUCCUUGAAUUCGAUAUUAGGGUUCUAGGAGAUGGUCGCAGCGCGGUUGCACGAUACGCCAAUAACUCGAAUUACCGAAAUGAUAGCUUGAUUCGCAAAGAGAUGUGCGUGAGCGCUACCAUUAUCGACGAAAUUAAGCGCAUCAUCAAAUCCAGCGAAAUUGUCAAGGAAGACGAUUCCAAAUGGCCGCAGAAAAAUAAGGACGGUCGUCAGCAGCUCGAAAUUCGACUCGGCAAUGACCACAUCUCAUUCGAGACCGCCAAAAUAGGAUCUUUAGUUGACGUCACCGAGUCCGCCGACCCCGAAGGCCUCCGAGUUUUUUAUUACCUUGUCCAAGAUUUAAAGGCCCUUGUUUUCAGCCUCAUCGCAUUGCAUUUCAAGAUUAAGCCUAUUUGA